This is a messenger RNA of Parathielavia appendiculata, 2371 nucleotides long. RefSeq lists its product as uncharacterized. NCBI's taxonomy places the organism in Eukaryota, Fungi, Ascomycota, Sordariomycetes, Sordariales, Chaetomiaceae. Bases 126 to 2204 code for a protein of 692 amino acids. The record is from RefSeq and is a predicted model, not a curated record. The transcript has 6 exons.
UUUUCCGAGGUGGACCAGGAAAGCGUUAAUGCGCUCCUCCAGGAUUACUUGGACAAUGCCAUAGAGGAGGAGGGUAACGAGCAGCCCUUUGUUGCUCCGGGCACACAAGCGGAGCGCGAUAGAAUAUGGACUGCCUGGACCGAUUUCUGUGGACUUACCAGAAAAAAGAGGAUGAGAUGGACAGCCACGGUACUCCCCAGAGCUGUCGUGGUCUCGACCCCUGCCGCUUCUGGGUGGACUUCGCUCGGGACCCAUCGGUCCCAAGUGUUCAAGCGCCAGUUCAGGCCUUUCUGCACAAAUUUGUGGAAAACUCCGUCAAGGAACGUGUCGUGUUAGGGCCGGAGGAGCGCGCCAUGGUCCGCACACUCAACUCUGCUUAUAGUGUCAUUGAGGUUUGGCGGAGGCUCGUCGCAGCGGCCGAUUUCAAGGUUCUCCGUGGCGGGCGGAAAGCGCUGCGGAAAAAGGAGAAAUACCUGGAGGCUGACCGGCUUUUUCUAAAGUGGGAACAAGAAGGCGAACGACGUGAGGGACCCGCCUAUCUAAUUGUCCAGUGGAUUCUCCUCAAACUGUCGCCAGCGCUCAACCUGGAGAUAAACACGUUGUACGUGAAGGUUGAAGCGACAGCAGCAGAUAUCAUCCUCAUUCUUCUCGCGCUAUAUCAGCGGGCUGAGGAUAUACCCGCUCCGCCACUUACGAGGGUGUCGUUCCACGCCGCCGUCCUUCUCGGCAGUACCGGCGGUUUCCGGCCAGGCAGCCUUAUGAACACCAAGUGUCGGCAGUAUACCCUGUCCGUCGUGAGCGACCCUGAUGAUAGGACCCAGACGAGGAUUAUUGUUACACCCAACAUCGGUCGGAACAAAGUCAAGACGACUCAAAUGACCUGUAAAUACAGGAAGCAAAAAUCCGUCGCCUACUCUACCACUCUCGUGCCUUAUCCUGUCCUCUGUUUGGCAAGCCUCGUGAUCGCCCGGGCGGUAGAGAUGGACGCUUUGGCAAUCAGCUUUGAAUCGGCCCACGACCUUCUCCACCGUCCAGUCCUUGGCAAGACCGACCGUAUCGACAUUCCCUGGAAGGAGGAAUUCCUGGACAAGCCUCUUUUCCCACUAGCAUACCCAGUGUUUUACGAACUAUGGAUGCGGUGCCUCCUUGUCAUAGGCUGCCGCAAGACUAUCCGCCCUUAUGCUCCUCGCACGUUACAUAGUCAACUAACACGCAUUGCAGAAAGCCUGUCAAGUGCCCUACGGAACUAUGUCAUGAGUCACUCAGGAGCCAUUUUCGAAAACGACUACCAAACAGGCGUCGUGAGACCUAAUCUCGCCGCAUUAGCGUAUGGGCCCAAAGCGGUGCGCCGGGAUGAAACGCUUUUCAACGACCUUCGCAAUAUGUCCCUUACACGGGACGAGGGUGCCCCGAUCUCGGUGUCAAAAGAACAGAUUUCGAAGUUCCGAGAACGAAGGGAUAUCGCCAAGUUCCGCGACGAGAUCCAGGCCUCAACCGACCAGGGUGAGAAGAAAAGGCUUCACAGGCAAAUCAGAACCACCAUCGAGACUUGCAUCAAGCUGCAGCUCGACGCAGAUCGACAGGCCUACUUCAAGGCGGCGGACCGGUUGCGUCUCCAGGGUCUUGAGCCGGAGCCAACACCCGGCGCGGGGGGUCCGGGUAUGGCGGCUCCGGUGGCCGCCCUUCUGUCUCGCCCAGGACCGCGAGAAGACGGCGAGUUGUUAACGGUCGGCACGAGCGUAUCGGAGCGGUAUAUUGAUGCGCAGCUGCUGCACCUCUCGUCUAUCGCACUCAGUGUACCACGGCUAGUUCCAAAGGCAGCGGCAGCUUCCAAGCCCCAGCGGGCACCGCGGGUUCCAGAGACAGCGGCAGCUUCCAAGCCGCAACGGGACUCCUGCUGUUUCGUCUGCUCCAAAGGCUUCACAACCGCUCUUGCUUUACGCGGCACUUCCGGAAUUCCCAUCUUGUUGACGGUACGUUUGACAAGCCUCUCGCUUGUCGCGAGUGCAAGCGCGCUGGGGCGACAGAGGUUAUCGUCCACGGCCCGGCACAGUGGUGCAAUCCCAUGGCCUCAUCCACACACCAAGCGUCAAUCCAGGUGCCAGCCCUCGGGAUCGUCCGUCAAAUUCGCCGUUGAUCUGUCUUCUAUGCGAGGCACCCAUGGCAUCUACGAGUACUCUCCUCGACCACAUGAACCGGACUGAGAUUCCUCGGUAUCGUAAGGGCCUUCCCGUCGUCUGUGGCGCUUGCACUCGUGAGGGCCGAGUUGACGUCAAACCCAUGAGCAUCUGGGAAUGGCUGACGCACGCUCGAUCCGUCCACAAGUGGUCUCUUCCCGGCGUGGAGCCGUGCCUUCUCUGCGGACAUCUCU